UGCUUCAUGAUUUCGUCAGGACUAGCUGUUCAGCACCGUUUUUCGUGGCCAACGGAGCUUGGAAGCUCACUGGGAUCAAUUAAAGCGCAAUGCGUGGCUCGUUUGGCCUUCCUCAACCCCCCUCCAUCGAGAUACGAUCCACCAAGAUAACAAUGGCAGACUUGAAAGAUAUCAGAAGGCGCAGGUGGCUACGUCAUAUUGUAAUUGAAUGCAGUUCCCCCAUCGCAUCAUCUUCCAUUGCUUUCAUAUCUUUUUGUAUAUCUGAUCUAACGUUUAAUCCUCAAAGCCGCCUCUUUCCAAAAUGUACCGCACUCACUAUCAAGUUCAUCUCCCUUGCCAUUCUGGCUCUGGCAGCCAUCAGCACUGUCGUCGCUGCUCCAACGCUUGCCGCUAACAAGCGCAAUUCGUCUGGUCAAGUGGCUUACUACAAGGCCGGACUGAUGAGUUGCAUCACCACGCUCUCUCGACCACUUUAUGUAUGAAGCUGAAAUGCACUACGCUUCAAUCUGUGCCGGGAGACUGCGAUUGACAUAACGGCAAUGAACAUUACCCCGUCGCCCUCAAUGGUGCUCAAUAUGGCAACAUGAACCGGCAGAGCAGUCACUGUGGUUAAGAUAACGAUGUAACCAACAAGCAGAACAGCAAGACUCAGUAGGCCAAGGUCGUCGACACUUGCCCGCCUUGCGACUGGGGCUCGCUCGACCUCUCUGCUACCAAUUUGCAGAG
Molecule: messenger RNA, 726 nt
Organism: Tilletiaria anomala UBC 951
Lineage: Eukaryota; Fungi; Basidiomycota; Exobasidiomycetes; Georgefischeriales; Tilletiariaceae
Exons: 1
Coding region: 90-482 (130 amino acids)
Source: RefSeq, a predicted model, not a curated record